Messenger RNA from Striga hermonthica, 1080 nucleotides. NCBI's taxonomy places the organism in Eukaryota, Viridiplantae, Streptophyta, Magnoliopsida, Lamiales, Orobanchaceae. The record is from the annotation of a GenBank genome assembly.
AUGGCUUUUUGGGGCGUCGAGUUGAAACCUGGGAAGCCAAUCACUCACUAUUGCAAAAAGGCUAGAGGAAGGCUUCGAAUUUCUCAGGCAACUCUUGGAAUUGGAGAUGCUACGAUCAGUUCAACAGUGCAGUGUAAUAUAGGUACAAGGAGUCCGGUUAUGCUCUGUGUGUUGAUGCCUGGGAAAACAGAGGCUUUCCAUUUAGAUUUGGAAUUCGAGGAGGCUGACGAUGUGGUCUUUUCUGUUAUCGGCCCACGAAGUGUGUAUCUCACUGGUUAUUACCUCCAGAAAAUUCAGAGCGUAUGUUUGCACAAUGAGUUGUCGGGGAAAAGUCAAAAGCCAGAAAGGAAAAGAAAAAGGCACUUAAAAAAGAUCAGCAAAAUAAAAAAGCGCUCAAAAAAGGAGGAGAAAACCCACACCAUUCAAGCAGACGAAGAUAACAACACUGUUCUAGGAGAGGAUAAUGUGCACGAGAUGAGAAAGAGUGAGCUGGAGCUGGAAGGAAUCAGUGACUAUCAAUGUGAUUUACAGCAUGUUGAAAACCAGACUCAAGAACAACCGGGGUUUGAAGAAGAAAUUCAUACUGAAGAAAUUUGUGAAGAACAUCAUGAGAUACCAAAACAGGGUAACUUAGUGGAAGUGUUGCCACAUGGAGACAACUCUAAGGAUGAUCUUCAAAAAGAAAUGGGAGAAAUACAGAUUGACGACAUCAUAGAAACUGACCACCAAAAACAGACCAUAUUAAACGGGGGGUUAAUCAUUGAAGAACUAGACAGUGGACCACAUGAUGCAAAAGUAGCCUCACUUGGUAAAAAGGUCAAAAUUUAUUACACGGCCAUGGUGAAGGACACAGGCCAUGUUUUUGAUUCGAAUGUUGGUAAAGAUGCUCUGUGUUUUCGGUUGGGCGAUGAAGCCUUCAUUGAUAGUUGGAAUGUUGGCAUUGAUGGUAUGCGUAUUGGUGGAAAGAGGAGGCUUAUCGUCCCACCUUCAAUGGGUCCUGGAGAUAGCGCAUUGGGAGAAGAUGUUCCACCGAACUCAUGGUUGAUAUACGACAUUGAGCUGCUUAGUGUACGAAGAUAA